Messenger RNA from Megalobrama amblycephala (Wuchang bream), 2133 nucleotides. Its product is annotated as cell surface glycoprotein 1-like. The transcript has 4 exons. The coding region runs from base 354 to 1478 and encodes 374 amino acids. Lineage: Eukaryota; Metazoa; Chordata; Actinopteri; Cypriniformes; Xenocyprididae. The record is from RefSeq and is a predicted model, not a curated record.
GAAGAGUGACAUACAGGUGAUUCUUCAGGCUGGGCACGUACAGCGCAUGCGCGUCAUCCGAGUGCGCUCCAGCGAGUUUGAGCUGCUGCGCGUUUCAUUCCAGCCGCGUCCGUUUGACAUGAACACACGCGCGCUCACAACUGAAGAACGCGAUUUAAACAAGUUUCAGAAACUAUAGAAAGUUGUGCGUCAUCACGAAGCUCGAGAGAUUUUGUAAGAAUGGGCUGUUCGUCGUCCAGCACACAGACGCUCGCGCAGGAGAACCGACCGGGCGUCAAAGCGGAGGAGGCGAACGGAGAAACUCUGCUCGUAAUGGGAUUGUAGCAGAAGAAAGUGAGACCAUCUCAGAUCAGAUGCAGUUGCCAGUUCAAAGCACCCUUCUGGAUGAGAUGGGCCCAGGACCGGGAGAGGUGGUGGAUGAGAUUGAGGCCUCAGAACCAGAGCAGGCAACAGUCAGCAGUAGUGAUGCUGCUCUGGAGGUGGUAGAUCUGACAGACGUUCUUGCAGCAUCAAGUCCUGAAGUCCCUGCUGAGGAGCAGCCUGUACUUGACGUUGCUUCAGAACUUAUUGACACUACGGCUACAGAAACCACCCUAGACCCGGAACCAGCAUCAGAUCCAGUCCAGACACUGGUCCAGUUCACUCCCACUCCGGAACCCAAGCCUGCUGAGAUAAUGCCAGCUCCAGAAUUCCCAUCAGAAGUCCCAGACCCAAGCUCAGAAGCCACACCAGAGAAAGCUAAUGCAGCAACUGAAGCUGUGCCAGUGGAACCAAGCCCAGCUCUAGAAUCAACUCCAGCUCCAGAACCCACACCAGUGGAACCAACUCCAGCUCCAGAACCAGCUCCAGUGGAACCAAGCCCAGCUCUAGAACCAACUCUAGCUCCAGAACCUACUCCAAUGGAACCAACUCCAGCUCCAGAACCAGCUCCAGUGGAACCAAGCCCAGCUCUAGAACCAACUCCAGCUCUAGAACCAACUCCAGCUCCAGAACCCACACCAGUAGAACCAACUACAGCUCCAGAACCAGAUCCAGUGGAACCAAGCCCAGCUCUAGAACCAACUCUAGCUCUAGAACCAGCUCCAGUGGAACCAACUCCAGCUCCAGAACCAGCUCCAGUGGAACCAAUCCCUGUUCCAGAACUCACUCCAUCUGAGCCAAUCCUGAGUGCAGAAUCAGCUCCUGCUGAGGACCCAACUGCAUCUCCAGAACCCGCUCCAGUGGGACCAAGCCCAGCUCUAGAAGCAGCUCCAGCUGUAGAGCCCACACCAGAAGAACCGAGUCCAGCAGUUGAGGCAGUAGCUGCAGAGGAGAAUGUGAUCUGUGCAGCCGCCCCAGAGGGGGCGGCCGUUGAAGCUUCCCAGCCUGACAGUGAGGAGAUCGCAGCGGAUGCAGCUGGUGAGACGCUCCUGCAGGGGGUCAGAGUGGUGGGAGAAGAUGGAGCUGAUCUGCUGAAAUCCACAGAAGCUGAAGGUUGAUGUCAACGCCCUCACGCACACACAGCCAAACUCAGAUCCAGAGAAGUCAUGUGCCUUUUGUCAGCAGCCUUUGAGUGUUUGGGUACAAGUUUGUACAUAAAUUAGUGUUUCUAAGUAGCAUUAGCAGCAUUGUUAAUAGACAACAGCAAUAUAUCUUAACUCAUCUGAACGAACAUGAGCCAAAGCUCUAAUAACUGUGAAUCAACCAAAUUAUGCUUAAUAAUGUGCCUUUUAAUGGGUCCGAAGGGUUUCGUCUCUUUUAUGUAUUUAGUGCUUUUUGCACAUCAGAGUUUCUGCUGCAGAUGCAAAGCAGUUUGACUCUUCACAUGCAUUAAUCAAUGAUGGCAAACGGUAGUGUAUUAAUCAAUAGAGUAUGUUAUUUUAGUACUGUUGUUUGUGGUGAUUGAUGGUUACACUUAAACUCCAGAUCACUAAUGAACCUCAUCUGAUCAGCUUUAAACUGACGCUUUAAAUCUUUGAAGGAAAGCGGUCACUCACUCGCUGAAUCAUAUCAGUGUAAAUGUGAAAGUUUAGCUGCUCUUUAUAAAAACUUUGAUACGUAGAGCUUUUAUUGAACUGUGAUCUCUCCGCACAUAUCCUGUGUGUCUUUUUAUACAUUUAUAUGUGCACAGAAUAAAUGAUGUUACUAAUAAUA